GUGCUUACUGCUUACUUCAGUUUAGCGGGCAAACCCACACAAACCACUCGUGUACACCCGGCUUAUGAAUUGGCGGGAAUCUGGAUCGCGUAAUAAUAUAAAAAUUCGUGUGCCGUGAAUAAUGCACAAUUUCAAUAAUAUGCUAUACCAAUGCUUCAUUGUUCUUAAUGCUCUGUUGAGCGUCAGAGCGUUCUCCUUGGGAUCCAGUUGCCGCUCCAAUGUAGAGUGUAGAGUCACACAUGCGCACUGCUCUAGGGGCGUUUGCGCGUGUCAGCCGUACUAUGCACAGGUUGAUAACUCUACUUGUCUCGAAUCAACACUUCUGGGAUCGGAAUGUAUAGUAUCGGAACAAUGUACCCUAAAGGUAGCGUACAGCGCGUGCUUGGAUGGCCUCUGUCGCUGUUCCGACGGACAUUUACAAUUCAGAAAGCAUACUUGUCUGUCUCCCGCUCCACCGGGACACGUUUGCUACAGCAACGAACAUUGUCGAUUAUGGGAGAAAGAGAGUCACUGUGAAUUUGUAAUACCAAAUCUCUUUGGAAGAUGCGCUUGUAAUACGAACUUCAAACAAAACGGAGAAAAGUGUUUGCCUCAAAAGGGAACAGCCUUUCCUACUGAAGCAGUGAUUCUUGAACACGGUGCUUCUAAAACUGAUAUUAUAAUGGCAUCGCCCUCAACUGUUGAAUUGUCGAAUAAAUCAUCAAAAUCGCCAAGUAGUCCUAGCGCUGAAAGUUUGUUUGGUAAUCCUAAUAUCUCAGACUCGGAUGACAUUAAGCCAAGUAAUUUACCCAUGUUCACGAGUAACAAUGAAGUUCUAAGUACGCAAGAAGAUAGUCCAUUGAUGCAAGCAGUUAUGAAAGUUCCGACAGCGGAACCCAGUAAAAGACAUCCAGUUUCAAUAAGAAAGGAUGAAGAAUCAAAUGAGCUAAUAGGUGUAGACGAAAUGACAGCUAAUUUACAUGCAAACGAUCAACCUAUAUACAGAGUAGUGACACAACCAUCUGUAGACAAAAAACCAAAUAAGAAAGGGGGAGUCAAGGAUCCGAAUACUAGUAAAACUAAUAAAAGUCAGAAAAAAUCUUCAUUAAAAGAGAAAAAUCGUAUCCGAGCUGAUAUAGUAUCAACACCAGAUCCAGGGCCAGCAUCAUUGGGGUUGUUCUGUCUAUCGGAUAGUCAAUGUCAGCUCGUUGAUCCGAAUACAAGAUGCUUGAACAAGAGAUGCGAUUGCACGUACCGAACUAAUUCAACGUCUGCGUGCUCAGCGCGUAAUCGAGGAUGUCUGCCUGGUACAUUCCAAUGCCGUUCAACUGGUGCGUGUAUCAGCUGGUAUUUCGUUUGCGACGGACGGAAAGAUUGCCCUGAUGGGUCGGACGAAAGGUGUCAAGGUACUGGUAAAGACAACACGGGCGAACGUUGUCCGAUGCACUCGUUCCGAUGCGGUGGUCCUGGCAGCGCGUGCGUGUCUCGAGGAGCUCGGUGUGACGGCAUUCCACAAUGCGCUGGUGGCGAAGACGAGAGGAACUGUCGUGCUACUAAACGGAGAGGUUGUCCGCGACAUACAUUCCGCUGCGGCUCAGGCGAGUGUCUACCCGAGUACGAGUUCUGUAACGCGAUCAUCUCCUGCAAGGACGGCUCUGAUGAACCGUCGCAUCUAUGCAAUGAGCAGUCACGGUGGCGUGCGGCGGACUUUUGUCCAUUGAGGUGCGGUAAUGGAAGGUGUCGGAGCACAGCUGUGGCUUGCUCCGGAAGAGACGGCUGUGGAGACAACAGUGAUGAAAUAGCUUGCUCUGUCUGCAAAUGUCCAGCACAACCUUCUUAAGCGUAAUAAAACCAAUUAUCAUGAAGUAAACUGAAGAAUCACCCAAUUAGAAGACUUCGACAUGGACACGGAUCAGUUUAGUGGAAACUUGACUCCAAAAUCUAAUUUGUAGUAUGGCUUAACAAACAAACCAAUUAUAUAGGUAUUUUUUUUAAAUCGUUUAACAUAAUAGACGAAAUCAUAAUGAUAUUUUAGUAAAAAAAAAAUACUAUACUGAUAGUAUAUUCCUUUAUCUUGCCUUCGAAAUAUUACAUCCCGCAAACUCCGUAGCCAUACGUAACUUUUUACGUUAUUUUAAUUAGUUAAGCUGAUGAACUCUGUAUACUUUAAUUGAUAUUUAUAAAUGAUUCAAUUCUAACUACUUCGUUAGUCUCAAAUUUUUUCCUUUAUGUCACUACAAUCGGUUUCAUAUUGCAAGAAAUAACGUCACGUAAUAAGACUGAAAUAAUGGGCUGAUAUUAUUUUAUUGCACCACUUUUAUUAACACGAACAAUUUAUAAUAUAAAUUCAAUGUAACGGCUGUAUAUAAUUUAAUAAAAAGAUAAUCUUUACAUUUUUCUUCGCCGCGAUUGGUUGGUAAUAAAAAUAAUGAUGACAUUUUCGAAUAUUUUUUACAGCGGUAAUUAUUAUUUAAUAUAGAUAUAAUGAGAACACCAGAUUUUAUACUUAUAAUAUAUUUUUUUAAAUUGUGAAAUGUUAGCAAAAAAAUUAGAAUCCAUGACAGAUAUAGUUCUUUUUUUAAAUACAUAAUUAAGUUAAGUGUGCUAUGAGUGUAAUUUAUUGUAAUAUACUGUGUGAGUCUGAAUGUGAAUAAAAAUAUUUAUAUCAAUAAAUGUAGUUUUAAAAAAAAA
Messenger RNA from Danaus plexippus (monarch butterfly), 2670 nucleotides. RefSeq names its product serine protease nudel-like. NCBI's taxonomy places the organism in Eukaryota, Metazoa, Arthropoda, Insecta, Lepidoptera, Nymphalidae. The record is from RefSeq and is a predicted model, not a curated record. Bases 122 to 1819 code for a protein of 565 amino acids. Gene Ontology annotation, molecular function: protein binding. The transcript has 10 exons.